CGGAAACGGUGGGCCUGAGAAGUUCCUUGUGACACACUAAUCCGAGCUUGCUGACCUGACUACACCUCCAAAGGAGGCAGCUUCCAGAGCGCCAGAACAAUUCCAGCAGGCACCGGGUAGCCCCAAGAAACUACUGUCAGUGUCACUGUGAUCCUGACUUCCUUGGCUGCUGGGGACAGGCCACCUGGAGAGGCCAGGGCAGAGCAAACAGGUUCUUUCUCUCCUGUCAGUGUCUUCAAGAGACAAUAUGUCAGAGGGGGUGGGCACAUUCCGGAUGGUCCCCGAAGAGGAGCAGGAGCUCCGGGCACAGCUGGAGCAGCUCACAACCAAGGACCAUGGUCCUGUCUUUGGCCCCUGCAGCCAGCUGCCCCGACACACUUUGCAGAAGGCCAAGGAUGAGCUGAAUGAAAAGGAGGAGACCCGGGACGAGGUGGUGAGGGAGCUUCAGGAGCUGGUACAGGCACAGGCCGCUUCUGGGGAGGAGCUGGCCCUGGCGGUGGCUGAGAGGGUACAGGCCUGGGACAGUGCCUUCCUCUUGCGCUUCAUCCGUGCCCGCAAGUUUGACGUGGGCCGUGCUUAUGAGCUGCUUAAAGGCUAUGUGAACUUCCGGCUCCAGUACCCCGAGCUCUUCGAUAGCCUAUCCAUGGAGGCCAUCCGCUGCACCAUUGAGGCAGGUUACCCCGGCGUCCUUUCCAGUCGCGACAAGUAUGGCCGAGUGGUUAUGGUAUUCAACAUUGAGAACUGGCACUGUGAAGAAGUCACCUUUGAUGAGAUCUUGCAGGCAUAUUGUUUCAUUUUGGAGAAACUGCUGGAGAACGAGGAAACCCAAAUCAAUGGCUUCUGCAUUGUUGAGAAUUUUAAGGGCUUUACCAUGCAGCAGGCAGCCGGGCUCCGCCCGUCGGAUCUCAAGAAGAUGGUGGACAUGCUCCAGGAUUCAUUCCCAGCCAGGUUCAAAGCUAUCCACUUCAUCCACCAGCCAUGGUAUUUCACCACCACCUAUAAUGUGGUCAAGCCCUUCCUGAAGAACAAGUUGCUACAGAGGGUCUUUGUUCAUGGCGAUGACCUCGAAGGCUUCUUCCAGGAGAUUGAUGAGGACAUCUUGCCUGCUGACUUUGGGGGCACACUGCCCAAGUACGAUGGCAAGGUUGUUGCGGAGCAGCUCUUUGGCCCGAGGGUCCAAUUUGAGAACACAGCCUUGUGAGGAGAUGCCCUGUUGUAGGACCUGUCCUAGCACCCUGGCCCUUCCUCGGCAUUCCUGAACCCAAGACUGGGAACAGGAAUGCCUGACGUGACUGCUGUCCCCAGGCCUCCCUAGGCUUAGGAACGCUCUAUUGGCACCUCAUCCCAAACUGACAUAGAGGGUAGUGAGGCAAGGGAAUGC
Molecule: messenger RNA, 1381 nt
Organism: Psammomys obesus (fat sand rat)
Lineage: Eukaryota; Metazoa; Chordata; Mammalia; Rodentia; Muridae
Gene: Rlbp1
Product: retinaldehyde binding protein 1
Exons: 8
Coding region: 248-1201 (317 amino acids)
Cellular component (GO): membrane
Molecular function (GO): phosphatidylinositol bisphosphate binding
Source: RefSeq, a predicted model, not a curated record